AUGGCCUCUCCAUUGGACGCUCGCGCACCUCGCACACCUCGCACACCUCCACCUCCACCGGCGACUUUUUCUGAUACGGCCGAGGGUCCGGCUGAGGGUCCCAACUCCCAAGUGCCGCUCGGCAAUGGCGCCGACUGCCGCAAUACUAAACGAGCGGACCUCCCUCCAUCUCGGCAACGCGGCUCCCAGCCCACAUUGAAACAUCCCCAAGAUUCGCCUGCGCCCGGCCCAUCGGGUUUUACGUCAGGAAACGAGGGCCCUGCCGGCGAUGCAUCCGACCGCCCUGGCCCCGGACGAGCCGGACUACUUGAGCAGGAUAGAGGCGGUUGA
Messenger RNA from Diplodia corticola, 330 nucleotides. RefSeq lists its product as uncharacterized. The coding region runs from base 1 to 330 and encodes 109 amino acids. The record is from RefSeq and is a predicted model, not a curated record. NCBI's taxonomy places the organism in Eukaryota, Fungi, Ascomycota, Dothideomycetes, Botryosphaeriales, Botryosphaeriaceae. The transcript has a single exon.